AUGGCUCCCUCAGCUCUCGCAGAUAUCUAUCCAAUCCCAACGAGGCACUACUCCAAGUCCUCGACUGUCGUAGCUUCGGUCUUACAUGGGCCAAGGGAUUUGCGGCUCGAAACUCGUACCAUUACGGAUCCCGCCGCCAAUGAACUCCAGAUCGCUAUCAAGGCCACUGGACUGUGCGGAAGCGAUUGUUCCUACUACAGCAAGUUCUGCAACGGUGAUCUGCAGGCUUGCGAGCCGUUGUCAUUAGGCCAUGAGUCUGCUGGGGUUGUGGUUGCCAUCGGCGAGAGUGUUACCGGCUACCAGAUUGGCGAUCGUGUUGCUCUGGAGGUAGGUGUGCCGUGCGACAACUGCAGGUCAUGCCAACGCGGACGCUACAAUCUCUGCCCGAAGAUGAGGUUUCGGAGUAGCGCCAAAUCUGUGCCUCACUUCCAGGGGACGCUUCAGGAACGCAUCAACCAUCCCGCGAAAUGGUGCCACAAACUACCUUCGCAUGUUUCCAUGGAAUCGGCUGCGCUUCUGGAGCCUCUUUCUGUUGCGAUCCAUGCAACAAGAAGAGCCCAGAUCGAGCAGGGUGACACGGCCAUUGUUUUUGGCGCAGGCACAGUCGGCCUUCUGACAGCUGCGAUGGCUAAGGUGUCUGGCGCCACAACCGUUGUCAUCGCAGACAUCGACUAUGGGCGAAUCAACUACGCCUUGGCGAACGGCUUCGCACACAAGGGCUAUAUCGUGACCCCGCAGAAACAUGGCAACGAGACUGCUGAGAAGUUCGCCGUAGCCAAGGAAUUGGCUGCCGAUGUUAUGCAGAUUGCAUCCCAGAACGAGCCAGACUUUGAAGGUGCUGAUGUCACCUUUGACUGCACUGGAAAGGAAAUCUGCAUGCAAGCUGGACUAUACGCGACAAGGCCUGGCGGCAAGCUCAUCAUGGUCGGAAUGGGCACGCCAGUUCAGACACUACCCAUGUCAGCAUCUCAUCUGAAAGAGGUCGACAUCAUUGGCAUCUUCCGCUACGCCAACACCUACCCCACUGGUAUCAAGAUCUUGUCUGCCGGUGUACUUCCGAGUCUUGACAACAUGAUCACUCACAGGUUCCAUGGGUUGACAUCGACAAAGGAAGCUUUCGAGCUCGCGGGCAAGACGGUCGACAAAGACGGCAAGCUUGUUCUCAAAGUCCUCGUCGAGAUCCUAAGCAAGCUCCCUACCAAGACCAUAUCAUUGCAAUUGCCUCGCUGCUCGACUACCACUCCGACCUUCUACCACGAUCUCGACCAUCGCGAACCCCCAAACGCGACACCGAACUACACUGCAGCAAACAUGGCCGAAUCAUCAGGAAAUCCACUCGUUUCGACCACCCGCGCCUCUGACGCAAGUCCAACAGUACAACUUCACCCGCUGGUACUCCUCACAAUAACAGACUGCGUAACACGGCACACACUACGACAGCAGACAGGACCAGUAGUCGGAGCCAUACUAGGCGCGCAAGAUGGUCAGAAUAUCACGAUGGAGGUUGCUUUCCAAGCAAAGCUCCUGCCAAACCAAGACGGAGAGACAGUACUAGACGACGAAUGGUUCAGCAAGCGUAUCGAAGACUUCAAGGACGUACACAAGGAGCCACAAUUAGACAUUGUAGGCUGGUUUACCCUCGGUCCCGCCUCCGGUCCAGAACCCCACAUCCUGCCUAUCCAUUCGCGCAUAUCCGAAGUCUACACCGAGUCUCCGCUGCUCGUACUGUUCCACCCAGAAAAUGCUUUCUCCAAAGAAACCGCUGCCGGAAAGCUGCCUCUCACCGUCUACGAAUCCUUAUCCGUCAACACAUCGAGCGAUCCGAAUGACAAGGCUAUGGAUAUCGACGGGGCUGUACAGGCGAAGUCAACCAAGUUCAGAGAGCUAGUCUACUCGAUUGAGACUGGCGAGGCGGAAAUGAUCUCUGUCGAUUUCGUCGCGCGGGGUGGUGGCAACGCUACUGCAGUAGAAGGCACAGCAAACGUGGUCGGUGCAGCGCCGGAGCCCUCAAGAACCGAUGAGGUUACUGGGAAGCGGAAUACACGGGGAAAGCAAAAGGAGAAGGAGAAGGAGAAAGAAAAGGACGCGCCCAUCGACGAGUCGGUCAUCUUGAACGCCGACGAUGAAGAGGUUCUCUCUUCGCUUACAGCCAAGAUGAACGCCAUUCGCAUGCUCAGCCGACGAAUCAUGCUCCUGCGCGCAUACAUCGACUCGCUCCCAGCAUCGUACCUCUCCGACCCGUCCCUACCAGUCAACGCCGCGCCAGACGCGCAACAUCCCCUGCCUCUAGAUCACUCGAUUCUCCGCAGUGUAUCUGCCAUGCUCGCCCGCCUGAAUAUCCUUGGUCCGCCAGACUCAGCCGCUUUCUCGCUCGAGUCCCAGCAAGAAGCAUCUGAUGUGCAGCUAGUCAACCUGCUAUCAUCCAUUACAAACUCCGUCUCUCUAGCGAAGGAUCUCGGCCGCAAGAGCUCCAUCGUUGAACACGCCAAGACCCAGGGCAAGAACCGCAUGGGCGGGUAUGGCGGAGGUGGCAACUACGGCGGCGACGCCAACUUCUUCAAUACUGUCAUGAGCGGAGAUUCUGGUGGCGACAGGUGGUGA
Alternaria metachromatica is the source of this 2601-nucleotide messenger RNA. RefSeq lists its product as uncharacterized. Gene Ontology annotation, cellular component: COP9 signalosome. The coding region runs from base 1 to 2601 and encodes 866 amino acids. NCBI's taxonomy places the organism in Eukaryota, Fungi, Ascomycota, Dothideomycetes, Pleosporales, Pleosporaceae. Gene Ontology annotation, biological process: protein deneddylation; D-sorbitol catabolic process. Gene Ontology annotation, molecular function: metallopeptidase activity; L-iditol 2-dehydrogenase (NAD+) activity; protein binding. The record is from RefSeq and is a predicted model, not a curated record. The transcript has 7 exons.